GAGCUGCCCAUUUUUCCCAAUGGAUACGCCGCGCUCCUUCUCAAGUCACCACCUCCGGCACCGCCUGCCCUUCUCAGGAGGAUAGGUGUAAAGGAGCUCACCGGAGUCGGGAAGGUAAAAGUCAUGCUGAGGGUAUCGUCUGGAGACGGGGGCAGUUUUUUCAACGCGGAUAAGCGGAAGAAGCAAGUUACCUUAGUGGACCCAGCAUCCGGGCAAUCUUCAUCGGCAGAAGAUCGACGGCCUACUGUGGCGGCGCCGAAAAUGUUUGCGUUUGACGCUAUCUUUACCGAGGAGGACUCCCAGACUGAGAUCUGUUCGAGCGCUCUUACGGACGUAAUUCACGCGGUCAUCAAUGGAACGGAUGGUUGUCUAUUUUGUUUUGGACACGCUGGCUUAGGCAAGUCUCACACUAUGUUGGGAACUCCGGAAGCUGGUCAUACACUGGGCGCAAUUCCUUGUGCCAUUGCGUGGCUCUUCCGCGGAAUUUCUGAACAACGACAGAGAACCGGCGCUAGAUUUAGCGUCAGGGUCAGCUGCGUAGAAUUGACCACCGGUCAGCAACAAUUGAGAGACCUGCUUGCAGCGCACGCGAACGACUCGGAACAGUCGCCAGCCGUAUACCUCAGGGACGAUCCACUGUUUGGUACCCUUCAAUUGCAGCAGCACAGCGAGCUCCGUGCGCCUACGGCGGAACGCGCAGCUUUCUACCUCGAUGCGGCGGUCGCCGGUCGUCAACGGGAGGACGGCGACGCGCAUAUGCUCUAUACAUUGCACGUGUACCAAUACAGCGUCGCCGGCAAGGGCGGAGUUGCCGGUGGCAGAAGUCGGCUGCAUCUGAUGGAUCUAGGAAAUUCAGACCGCGGCAAGUCCUCAGGCGGAAUUCCUCUCUCCGGUCUGGGCAACAUUCUCCUCGCGAUCUUUAACGGUCAGAAGCAUCUGCCGUACAAGGAACACAAAUUGACACAACUGCUCAAGGAAUGCCUCGGCUCUUUGACCUGCCACGCGGCUAUGAUAGCUCAUGUAUCUCCAAAUGCCCAGCACUAUACGGAGACGCUCACUACCGUUCAACUGGCGUCGAGAAUCCAUCGGAUGCGACGUCGGAAGAUCAAGUUCGUCGGCGGCGGGACGCAAGGUACCGGAAGCGGUGGCAGUUCCGGCGAGGAGGCGGCUCGGCAGAACAGCGAGUGCGAUCCCAGCUCGAGUGAUCUAUCCGCCGACACGGUAAUUUACGUCGGUCCGAGCGCCGACGAUGCCACUGACGGCGAACACCCGCCCGUUUAUAUACCCAGCUUGAAUUCGGGCGACAAUCGUUGCGCGAUGGGCAGGGUGCUCCGCGGUUCCGCCGCCGAGAGACCGAGCAAGAUUCCUGAGGAACGCAGUCCGGCACAUAAAUCCAAGACGGUGAAAACGCUGACGCAGACCGCGUCGAAGCAGACCUCGCCGGCGCACAGCGCGACGCCGAAAGCGAGUCCGGCGAGGAAGAAUUCCUCCUCAAAGAGCGCGUCCUCAGUGUCCAAGAUCAAUGAUUCACCAGGUAGUAAGAUCCCGGUAGCGGCGCCGAGCGGCGGCUCCGACGAACAGUGGAUAGACGGUCCGAGAAUUUCUAAGUCGAAGGUCGCGGAGGCCAGACAUAUGCUGAAAGAUUCGCAUCACAAACGAGAGACGUGGAUCGACGGGCCGAUGCAACUGACCAGCGCGCCGGCGCUGCAACUGCACGCUCAUCAGCAUGCAUCUUCCGGUUACGGUUUCAUGGACAGUCACAAGAAGAGCAUGAUUAGAAAAUGGGUGGAAAAUCAAUCGUCGCAGAUACAGCGGACGAAGCACGCCGGCCCGCGACUCGACUCUUCCAAGAUGUCCUCCGGUCAGUCGUCCGGCCAGUUUAAAGAAUUGACGCAGUUCAAAACCUGCGGCGGGAUGGAGGACGACGAUACAUCAUUGUCUACAGCGGAGAGCGAUAGCUUGAAAGCGAACGAGAUCGAGGAUAUAACCGAAAAAUUGAGCGCCAAGCUGAAUCUACUUAACGUUAAGUCCAAUACGGAUUCAGGGUUAGAUUUGACGGCGAGCCCGGUGAUGGAUGACAGUGUCGAAAAGGGGAAGCUCGAUCUACCGGAUGACGAAGACGACGAUGAAGAAAUCGUCGUACCUCCGCCGUUACCGUUGAUCGAACCACUCAGUAACGGAGUAAGCCGGGAAGUCUCCAUGGAAAGUUUGAAUCUGUCACAUAAAGAUAUCGUUCUACCUUCGAGGCAUUCCUUGUCCUCGGAGGACGAGAUUUUAGAGAUUGUUGAAGUGGAAGAUUUGGAACCAGUACCCAUGCAGGAUUCGUGUUUACAAGUGACUGAAGAAGACAUCGCGCUAUGUAUGGGUGAAAAUCCUCUGCCUGAGAGCGAUCAAGAAGAACAUCCUUUAAGAAUUCUUAGCCAAGAAAAUCUCACUGUUGUGUCAACUUUCACGGACUCCAUGUCAGUGAUGUCAGACACGGAGAGAUACAGACCGCAUUAUCCGCCGCCGGUUGGCGCCGGUGUUCUACCUAGGCCAUACUUCGACCACGAAGACUUUCUCGAGCAAGAGACCAGGCACAAGUUCGAUCAGCUGGCCCGCCUCCACGAGCUCUACCAAAGCAAACUCGCUCUCGCCAACGUUUCCAACUCCGUGACUUACCAGAGAGAAAACUCUUCCACUGUCAACGUACGAGAUGCUCCAUCGACCGUCUUCCGUCCGCCGUCUCGCUGUCAAUCCUUGUCCCUUUCGGAUGUCUUAUUCAACGACAACGCGAGCAAUCACGGCAGCAUCUACAGUGAACCCGCGUACAUAGCCGGCAAGCCCGAUCAAGAAAAGAUCUGCGAUAAUUGUCGCCAGAGCAUGUCCAGGCCCGCCACGGCCUCUUAUUGGUAUCCCAGUAGCGUCGCCCAUCUCGCCAGUCCUAGAAGGUACUGCGGCAAGUUGGGUGACUGCAAUAUCUCCAAUCUGAGGCAUCCGGAUGGCGCUUCGAAUCCCAACCUAAAGGAGGAGAUCGAAAGGAUACCCGGAAACGGAGCAUCCGGCUCGGAUCCCGAGGAAGAAUAUAUAGAGGCGAAGAAGCUAUUCACGGCUGCCGAGAGGUCCGAGAGAACGGUAACAGGAAAAUCCGACAUCGAAGAGGAUCUAAAGAUUCAAGGCGGCACCUCCUUGCAAUUAUCGAUGCCAUCUCCGGCGCCAUCCUCUGGACGAAUGCAACGCAAGAUUCUUAGCCUCGGCUCCUCGUUCGGUCUCAAUAAGGAGAGCUCCGAUUCCGGUGCGGAUACAACGCCGCGAGCGGCUAAAUUAUCACCGGCUACAUUGUCCAGACAUCGUGCCGAGAGCUCUGGUUACGACAGUAUCGUUAGAGACAGCGAGACGAGCAGCAUCGCUAGCGACUCGUCCCGACAAACCGGAGCGUUACAGGAACAUCAAGCGGUGGAACAGCGGGCGGCAGGGUACGAGCUUCGGCGGUCGCGGGCCCACUGCCGGGCUCAACCGGGGCCGCCCGCGGCGUCGGCGAUUCUCGCGUAUACAGGCGAGGACGUAGACAUCCUGGACAGACGCGCGCGGGUGCGCUCGAAUCCACGUGGAACGAUGUCCAGGAUACACAGCCUGCGCCUGCGCCAGCGCCUUCUUAGGCUGGAGCUACGCGAUGCCAAAAGACGCCUAAUGGUGCCCGACACUCGCUGGGACUAUAAUUUGUACGUGGAGGACAGUAUGGACUGGCGAAAUCCGUCAUUUUUGGAAGCUCUGACGGUCGAGACAUGCAUUCUACAGAAAAGAGUGGAGGCCUGUAAGAGUCACGUUCUUCUGGUCACCUGCUUCGACUCCUGUCCUCAGCAGCCGACAACGGCCGAGAUUAAAAUCACCUAACGUAGACUUAGAUCAGCACGCACGACCGCGUGUUGAUCACCAAUCCCGCCCAUCCACCUACGAAUUUAAUCGUUGAAACGAGACGAGCGAGGUCGCCGAAUAAAAUGGAAUAAAUUAGCAAAGAAUGGCGUCGAUGUCGCUCGACUCCGUCCAGUAGUUGUUAAAUGAUAUAUUGUGGUCACCGUCAUCGUCAUCGUAUAUCGUCGCUAUUGUUAAACCUAAAACGGUACUAGCAAGAUUAAACGAGAAAUAAAGGAAAACCUAAUAAAGUCUCACCGAAAUAUCGCACACGUACACGCACACGCACGUGUCUUAUCGAAGUUAUAUUAUAGAGUUUUAACGAAAAAUGUAUUCGUGUUAGAGAUUUCGCAAUUGUUUCAGUUUCAACGAUGUUUCUCAGGAUACAGGAAGAAGAUGUUAAGUAAUUCUUCGCGUGUUAUUAUAGCGACACGAGUAAGUAAGUCAGUUUCGAGAAUAAUGUUCGUGCCGCGUUUACAUUGGCAUUAAUUGUUUUAUGUACAUGAGAGUUGAUACUUUGUUUUCACAUUCUAUUAUUAAUCAAAGUCAUUUAAAAUAUUAUCGCUGCCAUACUGUCUGACUGAUGCCAUUAAUAAUUUAUAAGAGAUAGAUUUCCGACCUAAAAAGACUGCCGGCCAACCGGCCAAACUGCGUAUUCAUCGAAAACAGCGACAAACAAAACAAGCGAAUAAAACUAUUAUCGCGAUAAACUAGAGGUAUUUAUCUCAAUAGAAAAAAUACGACACGCGUCCAUAUUCGUGAUCGAAUCAAUUAACCGCGAAUUAAAAGAUAAUCGAAUAAAAAUCGAGAAAACCGAUCAUAAACGAUAUCGCAAAUAUUAGCUAUAAUAACACAAACAAUCUCGAUUAUACAUUAUCAACAAUUGAGAUCGUCUACAAUCUAGAGAGCAGCGAGUGGCUAAAUUUUCCUUUCUCUAUGAUAUCGUUAUGAUUCAGGAAGAGAGAAGAAAUUCGGCCAUGCUAGUUAAUUUAGAUUGUCGAUGGAAAUGGUUUCGUAACAAUAGAAGUUAGAUGUUAGAAGUAAAAUGCAAAUUUUUUCAUUAAAAUAUCGAGCUUCAAUUUUGAGGGGAAGCCAAACGAAAGCAAUGGGAAAUUUGCCGUGGGUGAACGAGCAACGCACUGCCAAAAUAGUGCAAAAAGAAAUCUUUUAUACCAUUAACGAUCAAUCGAUUAACGAAAUGCGCCGUACGUAAUGUAUUUAAUACACGCACGUUAAUUCAUGGUAUUAUCGUAGCUUUAAUCGUUAUCAGCAGUUACCGCACUUCGUAGGGUUCUGUAACUCACUUAGAAAGACGCGAAAGAGAGAAUGAUAGAAAGAAAAAAGCGGAAAAAGGAACAGAUUGAAUGAAAGAAAGAAAGAAAAAACGUGCGCACGAAAGAAAAGGAAGAGAGAUGAGAAUAAGAAUAAACCGUAAACUUUUGCUAAUCGUAAAAAACGUUCGCGCGAGUGCUAUUGAAACUUAUAAAAAAAAGGGGAGAGAAAUAGGAGAAAGAGAAAAAAGAGAGAGAGAGAGAGAGAAGGAAAAAGAAAUGAGAAGCCCAAUUCUCUCAUUUCCGAUGUGAGAAUGUUAUGCGAAGAGAGGACGCGAAGAGGAUAUAAGCAUAGGCGGGGAUAAAGUCGGGAAGAAUAAAAAUAGAUGGCAUAAAAAUAAAUCGGCAUGGGAGUAAUGUAGAGGAGGAGAGAGAAAGGGCAGAAACAGAGAUAUUCUAGUUUUCUGAUGCGUGUCGUGAGGGACCGAUAUCGAUGGAAAAAACACGACUCGUUUUUCUCGUCCUAAACUGUUAUACCUUGAAGUUUAUGCAUGAUACACACGUAUAUGUAUAUGAAUAUAUGUAUAAGCACACACGCAUACAGAAACAUAUACACACAAUGCAAAACAAUAUUGUACGUGAGUACCGUGAGUGAAAGACGUACACGCGACUGAUUAUCACAAGUAUAUAUAGACACGUAUUUACAUUUUGUAUUUAGCAUUAAAUUCGAGCAUCUCAAAUAUUGAGUUUUCAAAGUGUAAUAUCUCUAAUAUAAAAUUUUGAGAUCGCACAGCGAAAAUCGCUGCAGACCAAAAUAUUCGAUAGCCGCAUUUAGCGUUAAACACGAGAUGUAAAUGCGAAGGCACAAACGUCCUUUUCACAGAUUCGUGGAACGGUAUAAGAUUGCCAAGUGACUCCUUCGUGUUGCCCUGCGCUAAUUAAAGAGAUCCUAUACAUUCGUUUCUCCGUAUCUCGCUCAUCAACGAUCAAAGAUGAGUUUGCCGCUGAAAUCGUCGUCAUUGCUUUAUCUGUCGGUUCCUUCUCUUAUUAAUAAUAAAUGUUCGAUAUAUCUUGUUGAUUGUUUAUCGCAACAAAAUAACGAUUUUUCGUGUUGAUCGAUUAUUCAAAUUGUCGCGAUCAUCUACGAUAAUUAUUGUACGUAUGUUGCAUUUGCUAAUCUUCCCAAGAAAAUUAUAUCAAGAAAGUGAAUUUUCAUUUCCGUCUUUUCGAAAAUCACGGGAAAUAUCUUUAUGGUUUGUCGCGUCUAACGUUAAAAUUCGUGCAUGUAAUAUAUUUGUUUACUUAUCGUCGCGCGUGUCCUGAUUCAAUCUGAGUUAAAAACAUUGCCAAGAGCGUUUCAGUCCGUCUGCCGUGAAUACAACAGUAAUAAUAACGAAUUAUAGUGAUAGUAAUUAUUAAUUGUAACUAGCGAUCUACUUCCACUUUCCGCCGGAAAACAUGCGUUUCUGUACCAUAGUACUUGUAUGAUAUUUAUAUUUUAUAUGUACAAAUUAGUCAUGUAAUUUCUUGUAAUAAAGAUCAAUUUACAACGUG
This is a messenger RNA of Formica exsecta, 6716 nucleotides long. Its product is annotated as kinesin-like protein CG14535. The record is from RefSeq and is a predicted model, not a curated record. Lineage: Eukaryota; Metazoa; Arthropoda; Insecta; Hymenoptera; Formicidae. Gene Ontology annotation, biological process: microtubule-based movement. The transcript has 11 exons. The coding region runs from base 124 to 3873 and encodes 1249 amino acids. Gene Ontology annotation, molecular function: microtubule binding; microtubule motor activity; ATP binding.